Volvox carteri f. nagariensis is the source of this 1317-nucleotide messenger RNA. RefSeq lists its product as uncharacterized. Lineage: Eukaryota; Viridiplantae; Chlorophyta; Chlorophyceae; Chlamydomonadales; Volvocaceae. The coding region runs from base 144 to 971 and encodes 275 amino acids. The record is from RefSeq and is a predicted model, not a curated record. Gene Ontology annotation, molecular function: oxidoreductase activity. The transcript has 9 exons.
AUAGAAUGUUUCAAUGGAGGCUAGCUUACAGUAACACGUGCGAUCUUUGAUUUAUCAGAUUGUGUGGAAAGCGGAGGGCAAACAACGCUUUGGUUGCCAAUUAGAAAGCCGGAGAGUAGAUCUGAGAAUAUUACAGUUAAACGAUGAGCCAAGAACACUAUGCUUCUCCUACAUCAGGUUCCUAUUCACAGCAUGCUCUGGAACGCUUUGGGCUAACAGGCCGCUCUGCGUUGGUAACUGGCGCGACGAGAGGCAUCGGGAGAGCCAUUGUCGAUGAAUUCGGAAGGCUUGGCGCGAAGAUCUACGUUUGCGCACGUUCCGCGGAGGAUCUCGAAGUUCGGCUGAAGGAAUGGCGGGCGGGGGGCAUCGACGUGCGAGGCUGUGUGUGCGAUGUGUCAGAUCGGCGCCAGCGGCAGCAACUCGUGGACGGCGUGGCAACCGAGUUCGGAGGCAAGCUCGACAUUUUAGUGAACAACGUGGGAACCAACAUCCGCAAGCCGACAGUCGAGUACACUGAAGCGGAGUACAGCUUCCUGAUGGGGACCAACUUGGAGUCCGCGUACCACCUGUGCCAGGCAUGUCAUCCGUUGCUAAAGGCCUCAGGCGAUGCGAGCAUCGUGUUUAACUCCUCCGUUGCGGGCGGUCCCACGGCCAUGCGCUCCGGAACUAUUUACGCGAUGACUAAAGCGGCGCUCAAUCAGCUGACCAAGAACCUUGCGUGCGAGUGGGCAUCCGCGGGCAUUCGGGUCAACUCCGUGGCACCCUGGUACACAGCAACCGAUCUGGCGCUGCAGGUUCUCCAGGACGAGUCUGUGAAGGCGGAUGUGCUGUCAAGAACGCCCAUGAAGCGGAUUGGCCAACCUGAAGAGGUCGCAGGGACGAUGGCGUUUCUGUGCAGCCGCGCAGCUUCUUAUGUGACCGGACAGGUGAUCCCGGUGGAUGGCGGCUACUCAGUCAUGGGGCUGUACUAGGGGGGUCUGGACUGGCGUGGCGUGGUGUGUGAUAUCGUGUGCCUGGCAGGGGGCUGGCAAUAGUGAGAGCUCGCGGAGGAUAUGCAGCCCUUCUAGGUUGGGCUAGGGGCUAGGGGCUACUCCGGACUCAUGGCUAAUGGCUAACUUUGUGGAGGCCCGGGGUGGUGGGCUUAGGGCUUGUUUAACCAGGUGCAGGCCUUGCUGCUCUCAGCUUGGGGUUUCGGAGCCUGGAUCCUGACUUUAAGGUUCCGGUGGGAUAUCAGGGCCCUAAGCCAGCAGGCUUUUGGGUUCUCAUGGCAGGAACUGAUGUUUUUUUUUGUAACGGCGCGGCUGUAACUGCCGUGGG